AUGCUCUGCCGAGCCGCUCUACGGGCCAGGAGCGCUCUGCUUCGUCAUGGACAACGAGUUCGAUAUCGUUCCACUGCCCCUACCACAACAGCGUCCGACGUUCAAAAACGGGCAGAUGACGAUAUGCUGGAAACAAUCGACAUUGAGGAUCUUCCACGAGCUCAGAAACGAUUUGCUAAACAGUUCGAGAAGGUGAACGAAGAGCGUAUAAAGGAGCUGUUUGCGAAGAAUUACAAGAAUCAUAUAGCUAUGGGGGUGUUAGUGUGCCUUGUCGUUAGUAUCUACUUCUAUACGAUUAACGCUGUGAAACAAGAGACGUUUCUGGAAGAAAUCGACGAAGAAAUGGCUGCAGAGCGACCAGCUACACACGGUCAUUUACGACCGGCUGAAAAGUCAUGA
Cooperia oncophora is the source of this 399-nucleotide messenger RNA. The record is from the annotation of a GenBank genome assembly. Lineage: Eukaryota; Metazoa; Nematoda; Chromadorea; Rhabditida; Trichostrongylidae.